Molecule: messenger RNA, 2668 nt
Organism: Fusarium oxysporum Fo47
Lineage: Eukaryota; Fungi; Ascomycota; Sordariomycetes; Hypocreales; Nectriaceae
Product: bacterial alpha-L-rhamnosidase-domain-containing protein
Exons: 1
Coding region: 1-2646 (881 amino acids)
Biological process (GO): carbohydrate metabolic process
Source: RefSeq, a predicted model, not a curated record
AUGAAGGUCAUUAACUUACGUGUUGAGCAUUACCGGGAAUUUGCAGUCAUCAACGAGGAGAAGCCUCGCAUCUCUUGGUCAUUUGAAGGCCUGGAAGAAAAGUGGUCUCAACGGGCAUAUGAGGUCUCUCUACACCGUGGUCAACCCAGAAAGACCGAAACGUUCUCGGUCGCAUCCUCACAGUCCCUUUAUGUACCAUGGCCAUCCCGACGACUAGAAUCGCGAGAGCUUGUAACACUCAAAGUUCGGGCCCAGUCCGAGGAUUCGGCGUGGACGUCAUGGUCAGCUCCCCUGCAGAUCGAGGUUGGAUUACUCGAAACCACCGACUGGCACUGUACCUUGAUUCAACCCUCAAUCAAUCGGGACUUGUCCAAGCCAGUUCAACCAGUGAGAUUCAGAAAGGACUUUCACCUCAAGGAAGCGCCACAACAGGCUCGUUUAUACAUCACCGCACACGGUCUCUACGAGAGCUUCAUCAACGGGACCAGGAUCGGAGACCACGUGCUUGCGCCUGGGUGGACGUCUUAUGACCAUCAACUGCCGUACCAGACUUUUGAUCUCCUAAAACAGCUAAAGAAAGGAGAGAAUGUCAUCGCCGCGGAGGUUGCCGAGGGUUGGUAUUGCGGCAGGUUGGGCUUUGCAGGUGGUGAGAGGAAUAUCUGGGGCUCUUCGGUCGGCUUGUUUGCUCAAAUUCUGAUCACAUACAGCGAUGGAAGCACAGAGGUUGUCGGAACAGACAGAAGUUGGAGAUGGAGCCACGGCCCCUUACUUCAAGCCGAGAUCUACGAUGGUGAACUGUACGAUUCUAGGUUGGAAUGCCCUGGAUGGAACGAGCCGUCAUUCUUGGACAAGGGCUGGCAGAGCGUUCGCCUUGGUCAAUUCAAUCUCUCGACUUUGCAAGUACCAUCUGAUAGCCCACCAGUCCGGCGAAUACAAACCCUCCACGCGGAAAAGAAAUUGCAGAGCCCCCAAGGAAGCACCAUCCUUGACUUUGGGCAGAACCUGGUUGGCUGGGUACGAUGUGAUCUUACUGGGCCAAAGGGUCAUACUGUUCGUCUCAUACAUGCUGAGGUCUUGAAAAAUGGUGAGUGUGCCACUGCGCCACUUCGAGAUGCCAAGUGUACCGACACAGUCAUCUUGUCGGGUCAGCCUCUGGUUUAUGAGCCUCGUUUCACGUUUCACGGGUUUCGCUACGUGCAGAUCACAGGCUACGACUUUGAUCAGGUCGACCUGAACAACUUCCGCGCCGUCGUCAUCCACACAGAUAUGCCCCGAACUGGAUGGUUUGAGUGUUCAGAUGAGAUGUUGAAUAAGCUGCAUGAGAAUGUAGUUUGGUCCAUGAGGGGAAAUUUCAUCUCGGUUCCCACAGACUGUCCUCAAAGAGAUGAGCGUCUUGGAUGGACCGGGGAUCUACAAGCGUUCGCUCCCACUGCAGCCUAUCUCUAUGAUACUGGAGGCAUCCUCAAAACUUGGCUUCGAGGCCUGGCUUUUGAGCAGACCGAAGAUGGCAAGGGUAUCCCGCCGCUUUUCUCUCCCAAUAUUUGGAAAGGACGUCCAAAUAUCCCAUCUGCCAUCUGGGGAGAUGCACUCAUCAGUGUACCAUGGGAUCUUUACCAGUCCUCCGGCGACACAGCGUUUCUUGCAGAUCUCUAUGACAACAUGAAUGAGUGGUUAACAAAGGGUGUCAAGCGAGACCAAGAUGGCCUUCUGUGGGAUCCUAAUCACUCUCAACUUGGUGACUGGCUUGAGCCUGGUGCACCCGCUGAUGACCCGGGCAAUGGACCGACAGACGAGAUUCUAGUUUCGAAUGCUUUUCUCAUCCAUAUGACAGAUAUCAUGGCCCAGAUCUCUGGCAUCUUGGGUCGUGAAAAAGAUUGUGAGCUGUGGACAAAACAAGUAGCCAACUUGCGUGCGCGCUUUGCUCAGAUUUACAUCACUGACGAAGGAAGAGUUGUGUCAGACACUCAGACAGCCCUAGCACUAGCCAUUAACUUCUCGCUCUUUCCCACUCCCAGGCAGCAAGAUACAGCAGCAGCACGUCUUGUCCAUCUGAUUAGACGCAACGCGCGUUUCAAGAUUGCUACGGGCUUCGCAGGGACACCUAUUCUCGGGCAUGCGCUCAACAAGAUCAACCAACACCAGCUCUUUUAUAGAAUGCUCAUGCACAAAAAGCCGCCAUCUUGGCUCUACCCGGUCACUAUGGGCUCUACAACCAUCUGGGAAAGAUGGGAUAGUAUGCUUCCAGACGGGACACUAAACUCAUCUAACAUGACAAGCUUCAAUCACUAUGCAUUGGGAGCUGUAGCAAACUGGAUGCACACCACGAUUGCCGGUAUACAACCGCUGGAGCCUGGUUGGAAGAGAAUAAGGAUCUCUCCAGUGCCAGGAGCAACAAUCACGUCUUGUCACGCUCGAUUCCUCAGCCCCUAUGGUGAGGUAGACGUAAGUUGGGAACUGAGGGGCGAUGAAAUACAUCUGUCGGCCACAAUUCCUGGAAAUACAGAGGCAGAAGUCACACUGCCUGGUGGAGAGCCGGAAUCCGUGGGGUCUGGAAGACAUGUCUUCUCUCGUGCCUACACUCGGCCUGAGUGGCCGCCGCUGCCUAUCUAUGCUCCUUUUGUUCCGCAUGAUGAUGAUGAACCAUAGGUGCAGAGAAUGGAGAUGAGGG